Molecule: messenger RNA, 453 nt
Organism: Ziziphus jujuba (common jujube)
Lineage: Eukaryota; Viridiplantae; Streptophyta; Magnoliopsida; Rosales; Rhamnaceae
Product: transcription factor DIVARICATA
Exons: 1
Coding region: 1-453 (150 amino acids)
Source: RefSeq, a predicted model, not a curated record
AUGGGAGGUGGUAGAAAUCAGGUUCAAACUCAAAAUUAUUGUCCACAGGCUCAGAAGUAUUUUAUCAGGCAAUUAUCAGGAGGGAAAGAUAAGAGAAGAGCCAGCAUCCAUGACAUAACCACUGUGAAUCUCAAUGACACUAGAACUCCAUCCCCUGAUAGUAAAGGGCCUCCUUCUCCGGACCAAUCUUCCCUGCUGUGUCAGCAAUCAAAUUCUGCUUCAAUACCAAGGAGAUCAUUUCAAUGGAUUCAGCCAAGUAGUGGUGGUGGAGCAAACAUGGGUUUCAAUCCAACAAAUGGAAAUAUUUUUGUCUCCAAUCCUUAUGGGAUCAACUCCUAUGGAAUUAAAAUAGAAGGGCAGAAUCUCCAUAGAGGUGCUGUUCAUGACUCUUACUUUGGACAUCAAAAUAUGGUUUUUCAGAUGCAAGCAGCACAGCACUACCCACAUGGAUAG